CUCUCUCUCUCUCUCUCUCUGGCCUGUGUGCACUCAGAUGCAGCAGCUGAGAGAUCAGUGAGAUCAGUGUCUACUACAGAGUCAACUUUUAGGGUUGCAACAGCGACCAAGCACCUGCUGACAGAUACAGUGUGAACAUCCAGAGUCUGUGGGCACAUCAUGGGAAACUGCACUUCAGGGAUAAAGAAGAAAAGGAAAGGGGAUCCUGAACCACAUGGAAAAUGCAGCACAGAUAAUAAGCCUAGCGAGGAUGUAACGUAUGCCUCUAUUGACCACAGCAGUACCAAAGGAUCAAGUAGAACCAAACCCACCACUGAAGAUGAUUGUGACUAUGCAAUAGUUUAUGUCCCGGCAGCACUUCAACCUGAAACUGUGUCUGUGUCAUCUAAAGACGAAUGCGCAGACGACUAUGUGCUCAUGGGGUAAACAGGAACUUCAUUCGGGCUAUUGCGAGAGGCAGGAUUCGUAGACGAUAUCACAAAGAGGAGAAAGUGUCUCUUGAUCUUCAAUGAAGAAACUGUGACAAAAUGAAAAACAAGCAGACACCUACAGUCAACAGCAGCUGCAAGCCUCAAGAUGUUUCACUCCACUUCUGAGGUAGCCUAACCUCAAGUGUGAACACAAUUGUGGUGUUCCUUCCACGAAAAGACAAAACCUCCAUCACAUCUGUCGAACUUUUAUAUUGUAGCAUCUUUUAAACAAUUCUGAUUGCAUACACUUUUGUUUGCAGAAAAAUAAUUCAACAAAAUUGGUGUACCUGCUGAGAAGUUGUGACAUUCCCAUAAUAUCUGGAAGUAAGUCAGAUGAAACUGAACUUUUCCAAAUUAAUACUACAUGUUCUAAGCAGUAUGUAAUGUGUUCACACUGGAAAAGUGACAAAAUAGAGUCAACUCAAAGCAGGCAGAAUGUGUAACCUACUACAUACAGUCAAUUUUUUAAUAUGCUGUUGAUGGAUCCUAUUCUCCCACAAUGCAAUGCACAAAGGAAAUGGAGGUUCAGCUCACAGCUGGAAAAAAAUUGAAGGUGUUAAAUUCGAUAUCCAGAGCAUUACUAUAGCAGCAAACAACUAUGUGCUAUGUAAAGAUAUAGAUG
Messenger RNA from Sebastes umbrosus (honeycomb rockfish), 1092 nucleotides. RefSeq lists its product as uncharacterized. The record is from RefSeq and is a predicted model, not a curated record. Bases 160 to 426 code for a protein of 88 amino acids. NCBI's taxonomy places the organism in Eukaryota, Metazoa, Chordata, Actinopteri, Perciformes, Sebastidae. The transcript is spliced from 4 exons.